AUGGGAGAUAUUAACGAACCACCAGCCACUCCUGCUGAACUUCUGCAUUAUUAUACGAAACUUAUCAACUAUGAGUUUCGUAAUUUACAACUUGAUCAUACGUUAGUUAAUAAAUCGUUGUUUGACUUAAUUGACUAUUGUGAGUUGUUGUAUGAGAAAUCAAGUAGUGAAAUAAGUUCAUUGGACCCUAAACAGAAUCUUCAUGGUAUAAAGACAUACACCAGGGGAUAUUUGAUCUUCAACUACUUCAUCAACAGUUUUAUCAUGAUACAUUUCCAAGGGUUUGAUUCUUUUAUUGAGACCAAUGAAACUGAUUUCAUCAUUUAUCUCAAUAUCUUUGCAUUUUACAAUCAUGAAGUUUAUUUCUCAAACGGGAUCUAUUCAAUAAGCUCAAACAAAUUACAAUUCUAUGUGAAACGGUAUUUGUCAGAAAAGAAAUUGUUAAGUUUCGAUAUCGACGAGCUUUAUACUUGGUUGAAUGACUAUAUAGAGUACUUAAAAGAGAAGGAUCAACAGGAACAGCAACAGCCACCAGAACCACCACAACAACAACCACAACAACAACCAGUAAGCAACAGUGAGUCUGAAUUUGAAACUCCGCCUCCGUAUGUUCAAGGAUACAAUUUAUCAACUGAAGAAUUAGAUUUUAAACAGCGAUACCCUUCGUUAGAUAUGAAAAAUUUUACACCAGAACAACCAUCAGAACCAUCAUCAUCUCCGGCACCUCCUCAGGCCCCAGCAGGAGCAUCUUCUCCUCCACCAGUACCUAAACAAUUACCACCUGGGUUGACACCCACGACUCAGACUUUACAAUCAAGAUCAUUUUCUCCCCAACCACAACCUCUUACUAUUCCACAACAACAACAACAGAUACUGAAAAGAUAUACUUCUCCUGCAUUAAGUCCAACAAUUCCAUACCCAACAAAUCAAGAAUCUGUACCAUUGCCACAGGUAAAUCACAAUGGAUAUUCUCGUCCUAGAUCUGAGAUCCCCCAGGUUCCUCAGAUCCAGAAUAAUUAUUAUCAACAACAACAACAACAACAACAACACUACCAAUCGAGACAACAACCUGCCCAUGCUAAAUUCACCAAUUAUCACAAUGGUGCAACACCAGGAAUUAGACAUUCAUAUACUCAACCUAGUUUAACUUACCAGCAAGGACCACAAGCACCAUUACCUCAAAUACCUCCACCACAAGUGGUUACUCCUAAGGUCGAUGUUUUACACCAACUUUCCGUGUGUGGAUUACGUAAUUUUGGAUCAUCAUGUUAUAUUAACUCAACGGUACAAAUCUUAUUUGGGAUACAUUCAUUCAAAUCGAUUUUCCUUCAAGGGUUUCAAAAAUUCAUUAGAGAUCCAAAAUAUCUUUCAGUUUUAGCCCAUCCCAAUUCCCACAAUAAGAAUUCGGUAUUGUUAGCUGAUGCGAUAUCUGGCCUAUUACGUACUUUUCAACAAAAUGGUGGUUUAUCAAUAUCUCCUACCAAAUUCAUUAGAAUAUGUUCAUUGUUAAAGCCAGAUUUCAAUAUUCCUCAUGAACAACAGGACGCGCAGGAGUUUUUACUAUUCAUAUUAGAAAGACUUCAUGAUGAGUUUGCCAAUAAGCAAGUUCUGGGAUACGAUUUAGAAGACUAUAUUCGCAAAUGGAAAAUUAAUAUAAAUGUUAAGGACAAGAAUGAAUAUUUACAUUGGUGUAAUUCAUUGAUCAAACAUGAGGGGACAUCACCUAUCCAUGAUUUAUUCCAAGGUCAUUUACAGAAUAAAUUAACUUGUACCAAAUGUUCCUAUGAACUGAUUAGUUAUUCUUCAUUCAGCAUUUUGUCGUUACCUAUACCAAGAAUCAGAAAUAAGCAAAUGGUUGAUUUGACUGACUGUUUAAGAUAUUACACCCAAGAUGAAGUACUUUCUGGGGAUAAUGCAUGGCAUUGCCCAAGAUGUAAUGGAGAAAUUGGGCAUAAAUUAGAUAACCACCCCGUGUUUGUGAACAAAAAAUCCGGGAUUUUCCAAUUAGGUAAAAAGACCAAGCCUAACAAGACCAAUGGAAAACAAAUAACAACCGUGUCAACUAAAAGUCUUACAUUUGUUAAAUUACCACAGAUAUUGUUUAUCCAUUUAUCAAGAUUUUCAAUGUAUAACUUAACAGAUAAACUAGAUACGGUCAUUAAGUAUCCAUUACUACUUAAAUUCAAUAACAACGGCCAUGAAAUAGUAUACAAACUUUCAGGUUUGAUUAACCAUUUUGGGAAUUUGAAGAGUGGUCAUUAUACUUCAGUGGUCAACAAAUCCGUCAAUGUCAAUCUGCUGAAUAUUGAUAAUAUGUAUCAUCCAUUUUGGUGUUUGUUUGAUGAUGAGAAUGUUCAAUCAAAUAUUCCUAAUGGAAGUUUGAAUGGCCCUUAUACCGAGUUGACUUCAAGAGAUGUUUAUGUGUUGUCUUAUGAAAGAGUAUAA
Messenger RNA from Spathaspora passalidarum NRRL Y-27907, 2445 nucleotides. RefSeq names its product ubiquitin-specific protease. The record is from RefSeq and is a predicted model, not a curated record. Gene Ontology annotation, molecular function: cysteine-type deubiquitinase activity. Gene Ontology annotation, biological process: protein deubiquitination. The transcript has a single exon. Lineage: Eukaryota; Fungi; Ascomycota; Pichiomycetes; Serinales; Debaryomycetaceae. The coding region runs from base 1 to 2445 and encodes 814 amino acids.